GCCCGCGCCUCUGAAACCGGCCGCUGCUCGCCCGACCUUCUGCGCCGGCCUCGCGCCCCCAGCCCGGCAGGGGCCUCGGCGCCCCUCGGUCCCCGCGACCCCGCGCGCUCGCUCGGGGGGCGGGGGACUCCGGGGUCCCCUGCCCCACGCCGCUGCCCCCUUCUUUCUCGGGCAGCCCCCCACCCCAGUCUCUCCCCCAUCCCGCCGCCGCCGCCUCUCCGCCCCCGUCCCCAUAUCGUCAAGCUCAGGCGGCGUGGGAAGGGGGGCCUCGCGAAUCGACAGGAUGUACCCCCAGGGAAGGCACCCGACCCCGCUUCAGUCCGGCCAGCCCUUCAAGUUCUCAAUCUUGGAGAUCUGCGACCGCAUCAAAGAAGAAUUCCAGUUUCUUCAGGCUCAGUACCACAGCCUCAAGCUGGAGUGUGAGAAGUUGGCCAGUGAGAAGACAGAAAUGCAGCGACAUUAUGUCAUGGAGCUGGGAGGCUCUGGGUCCUGCUGUGAUCCCCCCCAGUCUGGAGGCUGUUGGAAGACCCAGCGUCACCCAGAGCAGCUGGACAUCCAUGGGCACGGUGGACAUUGCCAGACAGCUUUUUCUUUGCAGUACUAUGAAAUGUCCUACGGGCUCAACAUUGAAAUGCAUAAGCAGGCUGAGAUUGUGAAGCGCCUCAGUGGUAUCUGUGCUCAGAUUAUCCCCUUCCUGACGCAGGAGCACCAACAGCAGGUCCUGCAGGCCGUGGAGCGGGCCAAGCAGGUGACCGUGGGGGAGCUGAACAGCCUCAUCGGCCAGCAGCAGCUCCAGCCACUGUCCCACCACGCCCCCCCUGUGCCCCUCACCCCUCGCCCGGCUGGGCUGGUGGGCGGCAGUGCCACGGGGCUGCUGGCCCUGUCGGGAGCCCUGGCCGCCCAGGCUCAGCUGGCCGCGGUCGCCAAGGAGGACCGGACAGGAGUGGAGGCCGAGGGGUCCAGAGUGGAGAGAGCCCCGAGCAGGAGUGCAUCCCCCUCACCCCCAGAGAGUGUGGCAGAAGAGGAGCGACCCAGCGGCCCGGGUGGCAAUGGGAAGCAGAGAGCGGAGGAGAAGGAUCUGUCGGGACCUUAUGAGAGUGAUGAGGACAAGAGCGAUUACAACCUGGUGGUGGACGAGGACCAACCCUCCGAGCCCCCCAGCCCAGCAACCACCCCAUGUGGAAAGGCACCCAUCUGCAUCCCUGCCCGUCGGGACCUGGUGGACAGUCCAGCCUCCUUGGCCUCCAGCCUUGGCUCACCGCUCCCCAGAACCAAGGAGCUCGUCUUGAACGAUCUUCCUGCCGGCACCCCUGCCUCCAAGUCCUCAGACUCCUCCCCGCCCCAGGACGCGUCCACCCCUGGGCCCAGCUCUGCCAGUCACCUCCGCCAGCUCGCGGCCAAGCCAGCACCUUCCACGGACAGUAUUGCCCUGAGGAGUCCCCUGACCCUGUCCAGUCCCUUCACCACAUCCUUCAGCCUGGGCUCCCACAGCGCCCUUAAUGGGGACCUCUCUGUGCCCAGCUCCUACGUCAGCCUCCACCUGUCCCCCCAGGUCAGCGGCUCUGUGAUGUAUGGACGCUCCCCCAUGAUGGCAUUUGAGUCUCAUCCACAUCUCCGAGGGUCGUCCAUCUCUUCCUCCCUGCCCACCAUCCCUGGGGGAAAGCCGGCGUACUCCUUCCAUGUGUCUGCGGACGGGCAGAUGCAGCCGGUGCCCUUCCCUUCUGACGCGCUGGUGGGCGCCGGCAUCCCGCGGCACGCGCGGCAGCUGCACACGCUGGCGCACGGCGAGGUGGUCUGCGCGGUCACCAUCAGCGGCACCACGCAGCAUGUGUACACGGGCGGCAAGGGCUGUGUGAAGGUGUGGGACGUGGGCCAGCCGGGCGCCAAGACGCCAGUGGCUCAGCUGGACUGCCUGAACCGGGACAACUACAUUCGUUCCUGCAAGCUGCUGCCAGACGGCCGGAGUCUGAUAGUGGGUGGUGAGGCCAGCACCUUGUCCAUCUGGGACCUGGCGGCCCCUACCCCUCGCAUCAAGGCGGAGCUGACCUCCUCGGCGCCCGCCUGCUACGCCCUGGCCGUCAGCCCCGACGCCAAGGUCUGCUUUUCCUGCUGCAGCGACGGCAACAUCGUGGUCUGGGACCUGCAGAACCAGACCAUGGUCAGGCAAUUCCAGGGCCACACGGAUGGGGCCAGCUGCAUCGACAUUUCUGAUUACGGCACUCGGCUCUGGACGGGGGGCCUGGACAACACCGUGCGCUGCUGGGACCUGCGGGAGGGCCGCCAGCUGCAGCAGCAUGACUUCAGCUCCCAGAUUUUUUCCCUGGGCCACUGCCCCAACCAGGACUGGCUGGCGGUUGGCAUGGAGAGCAGCAACGUGGAGAUCCUGCACGUCCGAAAGCCCGAGAAAUACCAGCUGCAUCUUCACGAGAGCUGUGUGCUCUCCCUCAAAUUCGCCUCCUGUGGGCGGUGGUUCGUGAGCACCGGCAAAGACAACCUGCUCAAUGCCUGGAGGACGCCGUAUGGAGCCAGCAUCUUCCAGUCCAAGGAGUCAUCCUCCGUGCUGAGCUGUGACAUCUCCGGGAAUAACAAGUACAUCGUGACAGGCUCUGGGGACAAGAAGGCCACCGUGUAUGAGGUUGUCUACUGAGACACCACUCUUCCUGCACCCCUGGCCUAACUCCUGAGGGAGAGGCAGCCAGGACCGCCUCUCCAGUCCUACUCUGAGCACCAAAUCUCAUCUGCUCUCUGGCUGACCCCCUUACGUCCUCCCCUGCUGGAUGUGGGACCAGAUGUGCAGGGGGACUUUGGGGAAAUAAAUGUAUUUAUCACA
This is a messenger RNA of Delphinapterus leucas (beluga whale), 2830 nucleotides long. The record is from RefSeq and is a predicted model, not a curated record. Lineage: Eukaryota; Metazoa; Chordata; Mammalia; Artiodactyla; Monodontidae.